CAAACCCACACACUUAACCCGCGAGAACACGCGGGCGGUAAUACUAUCAUUCAACGCAUGUGUAUCGGUUUUUAUAUCACUGCAGAGCGUCAAAUUGUCCGGCAUGGUACAUUUAAUUUGACCAACAGAAACAGGAGAAUAAUUUAGCUCGCGACGUGGUUGAGAACAGUGACAGACCAAAGCGGCCACACGUGCUCGCUUCUCCUUCUUCCCCCGAAGAACAAAACAUUAUCACCGGGAUUCUGCGUUUUCUGCUUUCUUCGGUGUUUCUUCGGCUACAUUUGCCUUUGGACAGAUGGAGAAGCAGCCUCUGCCAACAGACGACGACGACAACAAGACGGGAACCACAGAGUCAGAGAUCGACGGUUACGCUGGCGAGGAGAGCCAGCUGGGCUCGUCUGAGCCCGCUGCUCGAGCAGGAUGGAACAGUAAAAUAGAGUAUUUUCUGGCUCAGGUGGGAUUCAGCGUCGGACUCGGCAAUGUCUGGAGGUUUCCAUAUUUGUGCCAUCAGAAUGGAGGAGGAGCUUUCCUCCUCCUGUACGUGCUGCUGAUGCUGGUUGUGGGCAUUCCCUUGUUCUUCCUGGAGCUGGCAGCUGGUCAGGCCAUCCGACAGGGCAGCAUCGGAGUGUGGAAGUACAUCUCCCCCCGGCUGGCAGGGAUCGGUUACUCCAGCUGUGUGGUGUGUUUCUUCGUGGCACUCUACUACAAUGUGAUCCUUGCAUGGAGUCUUUUCUAUCUUGGGAACUCGUUCCAGCACCCUUUGCCUUGGGAACAGUGUCCAGAACAGGGGAAUGUAACAGUAAAAGAAUGUGAGAUGAGCUCCCCCACAUCGUAUUUCUGGUACCGCAAAGCUCUGGAUAUCACAGACUCAAUCGAUGAGACGGGCUCUUUCAACACUUACAUGGUCUGCUGUCUGCUGGCGGCCUGGACCAUCGUGUGCCUGGGAAUGUUUAAGGGAAUCAAGUCCUCAGUCAAGGUGAUGUAUUUCUCCUCCAUCUUUCCCUACGUGGUGCUUUUCUGCUUCCUUGUCCGAGGACUCAUGCUGGAUGGGGCUUCAGAGGGAAUCGCCUACAUGUUCUACCCUAAGCUGGAAAUUUGGGGAAACAUUCAGGUAUGGCGGCAGGCAGCCACACAGGUCUUCUUUGCCUUAGGUCUUGGCUUUGGGUCCAUUAUCGCCUACUCCUCCUACAAUCCCAAGAACAACAACUGCCACCGUGAUGCCUUCACUGUCUCCACGAUCAACUUCCUCACGUCUGUGCUGGCCACGCUGGUGGUGUUUGCUGUGCUCGGCUUCCGCGCCAAAAACAAGGUCAUGGAAUGUGUAGUCAGAAACGUAAUGGGGCUAUCAGAGCAGGUUGACAGUGGUUCUGUGGGAACAAACCUGAUGCCAGGCUUUAACCUUUCUGAUCCUAGCUCUGUGGCUCUGGAGGAGUACAAGGCCUGGUUUGAACAGUUUGGUAAUGUGGUCCCAGGCAAUUUAACAGACUGUGACCUGGAAAAAGAGAUGCAACAGGGUGUGGAGGGCACAGGCCUCGCUUUCAUUGCCUUCACGGAGGCCAUGUCACUCCUACCUGGCAGCCCCUUCUGGUCAGCACUCUUCUUCCUCAUGCUGCUAAACUUAGGACUCAGCACCAUGUUUGGCACGAUGGAAGGCAUCCUCGCCCCACUCACCGACCGCUUCAAAACUCUGGCCAACAACAAGACCAAACUCACAAUUUUCAGCUGCAUCAUUGGCUUUAUAAUUGGGCUGCUCUUCACCCAGCGAUGUGGGAACUACUUUGUGACAAUGUUCGAUGAUUACUCUGCCACGCUGCCCCUCAUCAUUGUGGUGGUUUUUGAGACCUUCAGUGUGUCUUGGCUAUAUGGAGCUGAUAGGUUCCUUGAUGACAUUGAGGCAAUGCUGGGCUGGCGUCCCCAUGUGAUUUACAAGUACCUAUGGAAAUACAUCUGCCUGCUUGCUAUGCUGGGGCUGCUGGGCGCCACCAUAAUUCGCAUGUUCAUCAAACGCCCCACCUAUAUGGCAUGGAACCACGAGAAGGCGACCGAGGAGUACCUGGAGUACCCGGGCUGGGCUCUGGCUGUUUUGGCAUUACUGAUCAUAUUUGCUAUGAUGCCUGUCCCAGUGGCCUUCAUCCACGCUGUUUUGCAGGACAGGACAAAGCAAAGAGCCCGAGACUCGGAGGCUGGUCAGUACAGCAUUGUUAGCACUGAUGACAAGUGUGAAACUCCCAUGACUGACAUGUCAGAACUGGACCAGAGGAACGGGACUGAUGCUUCCUUUUCUUAAGCACCGGACCUGAUGUUACACAGUGGGCAGUGACCUGCAACAUGCAGUCAAAAUAUCAGUGGGCCAUUUUUAAGGACGUUAAAUUAUCUCACAGCUUUUAGCACAGAAAGCGGUUUUAAAGUGGUACAAAAGAGUCCUUUCUUUAUUAUUUAAAACCUUUUUCCAACUUUAUUUAAACUUAAAUGAUUUCCAAAGUAUACUAUACAGUAAUACUACUGCUCCAACAAGUGCAAAAGUUUUUUACAAGUGUUGAAUAUGAAAGAUGUGGAACAAAUAACUUAUUGCUGUGCAGUAAAAGGUGGUAAAAUUUUAAUUAAGUGAUUGUUACAGAGUUCUUGUCCAAAUGAGCAAACAUAAGUUUUGUUUUCAGAAUAAGCCAUAAACAGGUUUUCCUGGUCUACAAGUAGGGGUUGCAAAGGAGUCGAAAAUUUCUGGUAAAUUUCCAGAAAGUUUCCAUGGGAAGUUAAGCUGGAGAAUUUUGAAAAAAACAUGACAUUUCAACAUAUUUAUUUUUUUCUGAAGUUUUCAUUAUUUUAUUGAACAAUAAUUUAAUUGAAAAACAAAAACAUGGAAUCUCAACAGGAAUUUUGCAACCCUAUCUACAAGUAGUCUAUUUAUCUGAAAUAUCCCACAUUUUCCACCUUUAGAAAGUCACUCUUGUGUGAGAUGUGCCUCAUUAUUUUAAGAAUCCGAAAAGUACAUGCCACUAUGACAUUGAAAUGUCAGUUUUUUUAAACCAGCAACCUUUGACUCCUCUCUUUGUUGAGGACAGGAUGUGAUCUCAAGCCUCUUUUCUAACUUUGUAAACCUUUUUAUAAACAUUUUACAGCAAAGUGAAUGUGACACGUGAAAAAAGUUUUAGGCUGGGCUUAAGAUUGUGAGUUCUGAUUUGAGUAGGAGUUAUGACAAAAAAGCUGAGCCUGAAGUACAACAGGAAAAUACCAGCAUCACCAUAUCUUUGUGUUCAGGCAACAACAUGUCCUGUUCAUGUUGCACUACACAGAUACGGAGUGUCAGAUGCUGCACCUGUAGUGAGACUGUUACAUCAGAAAAGGGUUCAAUCAGUCAUGUCGAACAGUAUUAGGGCUGUCACAACCAUGAAUUUUUGUUCAUACAAAUAAUUGUGAUGAACAAUUUGAUUCUCUUUUUCUGUUGGUUGGCAUUGCAGCUAGAACUGAAUUCAUAUUGUUCAUUUUAAUGGCUACUCAUUCAAGAGAUGUGAUUGUUGACAAAAUAGUGUCAGAUAAUAUCCAGAUAGUUUGCGUCUCUCACUGUUGCACAGAUUUAUUUCAUGUGACGAACUGCAGCACUUAUUUAACUGUACAUUUAUUAUAACUAGACAACUUUACUGCUAAUUUCUUCUCUGCUCUGAGCACAUCCGGCUUCACUCUCUCGCCGUGUGUCUGUCCAGACAUUUUCCUGUGAAUUAUCUGAUUAGAAAUGCUGGAUAUCAUGUGACAACUCCAGCACAACUUUCUCCAGAGCUGUCAAACAAUUAGCUUAUUGACUCAUUUUUAGUCAAUCGACUCAUUUAGUCAAUCGACAGAAAAAUAGUUGCAAAAUGUUAAAUAUUUUGUGCAAAAUUAUCUGAAAAUGCUGUUUGCAGCCUAUCAAAUAUGGAGAUUUCCUGCUUUUCUCUUUUAUAUCUUAUUUAACUGAAUAUUUCUGGAUCUUUUGAGUUUUGGGAAACUAUGAUGGACGUUUUUUUUUUAAUACUAUUUUCUGACAGUUUAUAGACCAAAAGAUGAAUCUAAAAAAUGACCAUCAAAUUAAUAAAUAAUAAAAUAAUCAUUAGUUGGAGCACUCUCCACUAUAAAUCAAAAGACAGGUCUCUGUCAUCAUGUCUUUGUAAGCUGUCUAUUGGUUGCCCCAUUUGUAACAUUGGCUUUCAAUUCCCUUGAUUGCGGAAUCUAAUGAUUAUGCAAAAUAAUUGCCAUCAGAUGAUUAAUAGUGGCAACAGUCCUAUACAGUAUUAAUGCUAUUCACUACACUGAAGUUAACUAACAGUGUUUACAGCUUAAUAAACACCCUGUCACUAUUUUUGGGUUUACAGUUUAAUAUUAUUCUGUAUGUUUGCAGGAGCACGCUGCAUUUCAUUCUACAUAUACAUGUUUAGGUAUCAAAGCAUUCGUUUUUCGAUUUAUUUUAAAAUCAGCGUUUUCUUUUCGUUUGUGAAAAAUGUUAAGUCAGACUCUGAACGUGCAGGUUUCUUUCUUCCUUCUGUCAUGUCGACUUUUUCAGACGUUGACAACAAGAAAUGUGUAUUUGCUGGUAAAAGUGUGCUAAAAGAUUUUUAAGGUUAAUUCCUAUUUUCAUUGUAAAUAUGUAAAUGGUACAUAUAGAAACUAUAGAACAAAUAUGUGAGUUUUUGUGUCUUUUAUUUUUAAAUUUAAAAUUUGCAUGCGUUUUUUUUUUUCCUUCAGUUCAGGUUUAGGAGGAAACUAGUUGCAUCUUUGAAUAAACAGGUGAGACGAAGCCACUGACCAGACAAAGUACUCCUUUACUUCAGAGUCAAAUGCAGUAUAUGAUGUAAUUAAUGUUUUUAGUUUGUACAUUAUAAUUUUUUAAAAACUUAAUUACUUGGUCAUCAUUGUCUUCAUGGCAACGUUUAAAAGUUGUAGUUUGUUUCACAUUUUCAGCAGGUUAUUAUGACAAUGAACGGACCUGAUGCUGUUGUAUGUAUAAAGUAAGUGCCUUCAGAUUUCAUUCAGCUGAGA
Centropristis striata (black sea bass) is the source of this 5004-nucleotide messenger RNA. RefSeq names its product sodium-dependent neutral amino acid transporter B(0)AT2-like. The record is from RefSeq and is a predicted model, not a curated record. The transcript is spliced from 12 exons. Gene Ontology annotation, cellular component: membrane. Gene Ontology annotation, biological process: sodium ion transmembrane transport. Bases 296 to 2287 code for a protein of 663 amino acids. NCBI's taxonomy places the organism in Eukaryota, Metazoa, Chordata, Actinopteri, Perciformes, Serranidae.